GGUUGCAAGACUGUUCCCCGCUCUCGUCACCUCAUAGGACUGUUCCCCGCUUUCCGGCGGACGCCCAAGGCGUGCGGUGUCCCGCGGGCGGCGCCGUGGUCGGGAGCAGCCACGGGGAGCUGCGCGAGAUGUACGGCACAAUCGUGCACGCGGUCGUGCCCUUCUCUACCGCCCUGGAGAGCUUGAGGGGGACGCUUGGGCCGAGCACGCGACAGCGACGUACCGCUCCGCCUUUGACGCGGCUCAGCGCCACGGCUUGGUGUCUGUCGCUGUGCCACUCUUGGGCGCCGGGGCACGCGGUGCAGAGAUGCCUGACGCGAGUUUCGCGCUCAAGGCGGCAGCGGAGGCGGUUGUCUCGUGGCAGGGACUCGUGGCGGGUGGCUGUCGUCUCACGGCACGCUUUGGGGUGCAGACGAGCACCCUAGCGCACGCGCUGGCGGAGGCGAUCGAGGAGGCGAUGCACCGCGCCGAGCGGCGGAGCGAGAUGGGUCAUGGAUUUGAGGCGGCCCGGCGGUCCAAGAGGGAGCCCUCGUUUGUGGAGGACCGCGCGGCCGUUGGCUGAACGCACGCCGCGCCAGUCUCGAGUCUGAAGCCGUCGUCUGCCACAACGCAAGAGGGCGAUACCACUUGGAUGUUAGGUGUUUCGUACCUAUCAAUCGAUCAAAUCGU
This is a messenger RNA of Emiliania huxleyi CCMP1516, 669 nucleotides long. RefSeq lists its product as hypothetical. The record is from RefSeq and is a predicted model, not a curated record. Lineage: Eukaryota; Haptophyta; Isochrysidales; Noelaerhabdaceae. The transcript is spliced from 5 exons. The coding region runs from base 129 to 425 and encodes 98 amino acids.